Molecule: messenger RNA, 1785 nt
Organism: Penicillium argentinense
Lineage: Eukaryota; Fungi; Ascomycota; Eurotiomycetes; Eurotiales; Aspergillaceae
Product: mRNA-binding protein NAB2
Exons: 1
Coding region: 1-1785 (594 amino acids)
Biological process (GO): regulation of mRNA stability
Cellular component (GO): nucleus; cytoplasm
Molecular function (GO): poly(A) binding
Source: RefSeq, a predicted model, not a curated record
AUGUCGGCAGCUUUCUUGAUCGCAUUCACUUUGCACGACGAAGCUUUAAGUCGCACCCCGAACCAAGCACCACUUUCGCUUCAAUUCUUCCGAGAAAAUACAGGCACUGGACAAGAACACCCGCAAAUCCCGUUCUUCGCUCGCGCAGACUCGGUCGGAAUCCCACCUCGACUCUUGGUGGCGCAUCGCACCGAUCGUCGUUCAUUAACCUACCCUCCGACCCAAUACCCCCUCCUCGACCCCCCAUUUCUCGCUUUCAACAUGCUUCCUACGAUCGUUCAGCACUCGCCCCUCGCGGUUGCCAUCGCGAAUGCCUGCCAGCCCAAGGUGGUGGAGAUGGGCUGGGAGGUCGAUGGUAACCAAGAGUCUGCUUUGAUCGAUUACAUUGUUCUCAUGCUGAUCAACGGCAAGUCACGAGAGCAACUCGCCAACGAGCUUUCCAACGAUUUCCUUGGCCUUGACGAAGGCGACACCCAAGCCCUCGAGUUCUCAAAUUGGCUCUUUGAUCAGGUCCAGAUUCUCAAUGAGCAGAUCAACGGACCUUCUGCGGGCUCGAACGGAGGCCAAACAGGCCAAGAAAAUGCUUCUGCACCUGCUCUGAACCCGGGGGCCACAGGCUUCCAAAUGCCUGGAGGUGAUGCUGGAGGCGACGCCGAGAUGGGCGAUGCCGGCGAUUCAAUGUUAGUAGAACCCCCAAGAUGGAGUUUGGAACCAACCACUCACAGUAUCCCCUCUUACAUUUUUAGCCCCCCAUCUGGACCAAAGGCUAUGCGCAAUGACCGAGGCGGCCGCGGCGGCCGGGGUCGUAUGUUCAACCAAAUUAACCAACACAUGAACCGUGGCGAUUCCGCUCUCCACCGCGUCCAGGGACAGCAAGGCGCCGGUCGCAUUGGAGGCAAUGGCCGUGGCGGAAUGAGGGGUAAUCGAAACAAUAUGGCUCGCGGUGGCCGCAACAUGAGUGGUCAUAUGGGCAUGCAGGGCAACAUGAUGUCCCCCGAGAACCAGUACCAGCUCAUGCAGAUGAUGGCAGACCAUGCCCAGAUGAUGUCUCAAAUGAUGCCUGGCUUCGUUCCGCCACCUGCCAUCAACCCCUCUUUCCAGAAUCCCGGCCAGCAAGGUCGCCCUCCCUUUGACCGUGCUCAGCGUGGUCGUGGUGGUAAGCGUGGACAAAACCAGCGCAACCGUGGCGGAGAGGGAGGUGAUGUCGACAUGGAUACGACAAUGGGUGGUGGUGAGCAAGGCGAAAAUGAGGGUGUCUGCCGGUUCAACCUUCGAUGCACUCGCGCCGACUGUGAGCUAGCCCAUCAGUCACCUGCCGCUCCGCCGGGCACCUCCAUUGACAUCACUGAUAACUGCUCAUUCGGCGCUGCCUGUAAGAACAGGAAGUGCACUGGGCGCCAUCCGUCACCGGCAGUCAAGUCUGCCCACCAAGCCGAAGAGAUGUGCCGAUUCUUCCCUCACUGCACCAACCCUCACUGCCACUUCAAGCACCCCAGCAUGCCACUUUGCCACAACGGAGCCGACUGCAAGACCGAGGGCUGCAAAUUCACCCAUCUUCAGACCCCCUGCAAGUUCAACCCGUGCAUGAACCGCAUCUGCCCGUACAAGCACGCAGAGGGCCAGCGCGGUAACAUCGGCGACAAGGUGUGGACUCCGAAAUCCGGCACACACGUCAGCGAGCGCAAGUUUGUUCAAGAUGAGAGCGCUCCUGAGGAGUUGAUCAAGCCCGACCAACCCGCCACCGAGGCUCCGACUGAGACUCAGAACAUGGAGACGACGGCUUGA